This is a messenger RNA of Notechis scutatus (mainland tiger snake), 1520 nucleotides long. Its product is annotated as zona pellucida-binding protein 2-like. Gene Ontology annotation, biological process: binding of sperm to zona pellucida; acrosome assembly. Gene Ontology annotation, cellular component: acrosomal vesicle; extracellular region; zona pellucida receptor complex. The record is from RefSeq and is a predicted model, not a curated record. NCBI's taxonomy places the organism in Eukaryota, Metazoa, Chordata, Lepidosauria, Squamata, Elapidae.
CAUGGGGAUAGAGUGGGAACGCCCUCCGUCGCGGAGCAAAUUGUCCUCGAGUCUGGCUACAUGUCCAUGUCAGGUCGAGGGGUUGGAGUUGCUUUGGGUGUCAUAAUCCUCUUUCUUUGGGAGAGGCCUGGCUGUGCACUCUUUCGUGAUUUGGACAAGUCUGAUAAUGAAACGUCUUCAGGGCAAGCACCUAUUGAAGAGAAAGAGACAGAACUCACAUUUGUCCACAUUGGUGCCAAGGAAUUCACUCUACCAUGCAAGCCUGAGAAAACAGAUGUUGUGAUUGGUAUGAAUCCUACCUACAACUGGAACCUGGAAAAUGGAGAAAACCUAACUCUCCAUUCUGGUGCCUCCCUGAUUUUGCAUGAAUUUCGUGCUGAGGAGAGUGGGCGCUAUACCUGUUCCAUCUCUUUCACAGAGGAAGACCAGCUCCAUACUAUAAGUUUCUCUCAUACGGUGGUGGGGUAUCACAUACGUGGAGAAUUACAGGUCCUCCUGAUUUUUCAGAGCAACUCAUGUGAUAAGUCACUAACACGUGAGUUUGUGAGGAGUCUACACAGACAGCUGAGUCAAUUGGUGUCCCACCUACAUUGUGAGCUCCUUUCUGGGAGCACCACUUGCUUUCCUACUGUGGAGCAGCCUUUGGAUGAGUUCAACCUCCAAGUAGAGCUAAAAGUAACUCCAUUUGGAAAGGACUGGGAUAAAUCCUGCUACCCUCAGACUGAUUCAAUGCCAUUAGAAUGUUACCACUCAGCAGUCCAGAAAAAUCUACAGGAGGCCAAGGAAGCCAUGACUGAAUUUAUGGAUAAGAAUAAAAACUUUUCUCUGGAAACAUCAAAUGGUUCGCAUGUUUCUUUUGUCAACACCUUUUUCAAUUUCUUAGAAGAUGGAAAGUGCCAAGAAGGUUAUGGACAGACACAGGAGCUACAGUCAUACUGUCCCGACUGCUGUACUUUCUGCCCCCCUGGAACAUACAGUGUGGCUACCACUGACAGCUGUGUUUUCUGUCCAAUUGGGAGCUAUAGCUUGCACUAUGGGACAGUCUUUUGUAUUUCAUGUGACAACAAUUGGCUUACCUCUCACCCUGGUGCCAGAACGUCAGCAGACUGCAUGAAUAUGAGAGUUCCUCCUUCACAUCGAUUUUCUGUAAUGAUGAUAGCCUUUGUUGUGCCUCCACUUGGUUGCCUCUGUCUCAUUGUGAUCGGUUGCUAUUGUUUUCGCCAUCACUGGCAGAAAUGCCGUUCCGCCAUUAAAGUUGAUGGUCAGACCAAAGUACAAGAAGAAGCUCCUGCUUCUGCUACAGUUGAUGAAGAGACCAAAGUACAAGAAGAAGCUUCAGCUUCUGCUAAUGACACUGCCCUUGUAGCCACUGAAGAAGGUCAUUCUCUCCCCAUCACUUUUUCUACUUCUGAACAUCCCAAGAAGGAAGGGGACAUGUCUCUACCUCCUUCCAUGCAAGAACCACGGGCUCUUCCUGGGCUGGCAAAUCCUAGUGCCAGAGGCCUUUUGUCAUCAUAGCU